AUGUCGUUCUUGGGGACACUCAACUCAAAUCCUGCUCGCUCCCAGUCGGUGGUCAGCCAUAAUACCCCGCAGCUCCAAAGCGAGCAUGAACUCGACACGAUCCACGAUCCAGAGAAAAACGACGAUGAAGACACUUUGCAGGAGGAUGAAGAAAGUAGGGAGGCACUGGUUGGCCAGCUAGCACGACAACUCACCCGACAAUCUACUCGAUUCUCAGUCAGCGGUACAUUGGACAAUCCGUUCACUAAUGUAGACGCCGAAUCUUCACUCAAUCCCGGUAGCCCCAACUUCAAAGUGCGGGACUGGAUGAAGAUGUUGCUGGCUAUCCGGUCUCGCAACCCCGACAAGUACCCGGAUCGCACAGCUGGUAUUUCGUUCAAGAAUUUGAACGUCCAUGGAUUUGGUUCUCCCACAGAUUACCAGAAAGACGUUCUAAACUCCAUGCUGGAGAUUGGCACUAUGGUCCGCCGAUUGACCGGCAUGAAACUCCAGAAAAUUCAGAUUCUUCGUGACUUCGAUGGUCUUGUCAAAAGUGGAGAAACAUUGAUCGUCUUGGGAAAGCCCGGCAGUGGUUGUUCGACUUUACUCAAAACUAUUGCUGGUGAAAUGAAUGGCAUUGAGAUGUCGGAGGAUUCGGUUCUCAACUAUCAGGGUAUCUCUGCAAAGGACAUGCAAAAUGCCUUCAAGGGCGAGGCAAUCUACGCAGCAGAGACUGAUGUUCACUUCCCCCAACUCUCCGUCGGCGAUACCCUUAUGUUCGCGGCGAUGGCUAGAGCCCCCCGAAACCGACUCGAGGGAGUCUCGCACGAGCAAUACGCCCAACAUAUGAGAGAUGUGGUCAUGGCUAUGCUUGGCCUUUCCCAUACGGUCAACACUCAAGUUGGAAAUGACUUCAUUCGCGGAGUGAGUGGAGGCGAGAGGAAACGUGUUAGUAUUGCCGAAGCCACUCUUAGUCAGAGUCCUUUGCAGUGCUGGGACAACAGCACGAGAGGCCUGGAUAGCGCCAACGCACUGGAAUUUUGCAAAAAUCUGGCUCUCAUGAGCAAAUACUCCGGAACAACAGCUUGUGUUGCUAUCUACCAAGCGUCACAGAGUGCUUAUGAUGUGUUUGAUAAGGUGACUGUGCUUUACGAAGGAAGGCAAAUCUUCUUCGGGCCAACCACCGAGGCCAGAAAAUACUUUGAAGAUAUAGGCUACGAGUGCCCAGAGCGUCAAACCACCGCAGAUUUCUUAACGUCGAUCACCAGCCCUUCGGAACGUGUGGUUCGGAGAGGGUUUGAAGGCCGUGCUCCUAUCACCCCUGAUGACUUCGCGGCAGUCUGGAAGAGAAGCGCCGCCCGUGCUAAGCUGGUUGCCCAAAUCGAAGAGUACGAGAACAACUACCCUAUCAAAGGUAGCUCCUACGAUGCAUUUGUGGAUGCGCGUAGGGCUAUUCAGGCCAAGAACCAGAGGGUUAAAUCGCCAUAUACUAUCUCGGUAUGGAAACAGAUUUCCCUCUGUGUUACCCGUGGCUUCCAGCGCCUUCGUGGAGAUUACAGUUUGACAGCUAGCGCUUUGAUUGGAAACUUCAUUAUGGCUUUGAUCAUUGGUUCAGUCUUUGUGAACCUUCCUAAGGAUACCUCUAGCUUCUACUCCCGGGGUGCUCUUCUGUUCUUUGCCGUCCUCCUGAAUGCCUUUUCCAGUGCACUGGAAAUCUUGACCCUCUACGCCCAACGACCAAUUGUGGAAAAGCAAGCCCGUUACGCCUUCUAUCACCCAUUCGCAGAGGCAAUUGCAUCCAUGCUGUGCGAUUCGCCAUACAAAAUCCUCAACUCAUUUACCUUUAACAUACCGUUGUACUUCAUGACUGACCUACGUCGCGAGGGUGGGGCGUUCUUUACCUUUUGGCUAUUCUCUGUCAUCACCACGUUCACAAUGUCAAUGAUCUUCAGAACCAUUGCGGCGUCUUCCCGAUCUCUCUCACAGGCCUUGGUUCCGGCCGCCAUUUUGAUCUUGGGUAUGGUGAUCUAUACUGGGUUCGUUAUUCCCACUCGCAAUAUGCUCGGGUGGUCUCGCUGGAUGAACUACAUCAACCCCGUUGCCUAUGCGUUUGAAAGCUUUAUGGUCAAUGAAUUCCAUGAUCGUCAUUUCCCAUGUGCUGCUAUUGUUCCAGCUGGCGGUCCAUACGACAGUGUUUCAAUGGAGCAUCGUAUCUGCUCGACUGUCGGUGCUCAGUCAGGCUCUACCAACGUGUCUGGUUCACUGUACCUCGAACAGAGUUUUGCAUAUCUUAAGGGACAUUUGUGGAGGAACUUUGGAAUUCUCAUUGCCUUCAUGUUAUUCUUUAUGUUCACCUAUCUUCUUGGCACUGAGUAUAUUUCCGAGAAAAAGUCCAAGGGCGAGGUGCUUCUAUUCCGCCGUGGUCAUCAGCCAACACAUACCUCCGGAGAGGGUGAUUUGGAGAAAUCUUCCCAGCCCUCUGCCGUCGCCAAGACAGACGAGUCUCCUCCCCAAGCCUCCGCCAUUCAGCGACAAACUGCGAUUUUCCAAUGGGAGGAUGUGUGCUAUGACAUCAAAAUCAAAGGAGAACCCAGACGGAUUUUGGACAAUGUUAACGGCUGGGUCAAACCUGGUACAUGUACCGCAUUGAUGGGUGUCUCUGGAGCUGGAAAAACGACCUUGCUUGACGUGCUCGCAACGAGAGUCACUAUGGGUGUUGUCACCGGUGAAAUGCUCGUUGACGGAACCCCCACAGAUCAGUCCUUCCAGCGAAAGACUGGAUAUGUCCAACAGCAGGACUUGCACUUGUCUACAUCGACAGUUCGGGAAGCCCUCGUGUUUAGUGCUCUGCUCCGUCAACCCGCAACUGUCAGUCGGCAAGAGAAGAUAGAAUAUGCCGACGAGGUUAUUAAGCUUCUGGGUAUGGAGGCGUACGCUGAUGCCGUUGUUGGUGUUCCCGGCGAGGGAUUGAACGUUGAACAGCGUAAGAGAUUGACGAUCGGCGUGGAACUUGCUGCGAAGCCUCAACUCCUACUCUUCCUUGAUGAGCCUACCAGUGGCCUGGACUCUCAGACUUCUUGGUCCAUUCUCGACCUCAUCGACACACUCACUAAGCACGGACAAGCCAUUCUCUGCACCAUCCACCAACCUUCCGCGAUGCUGUUCCAGAGAUUCGACCGCCUUCUCUUCUUGGCUAAGGGAGGUAGAACAAUCUACUUUGGUGAUAUUGGCGAAAACUCAUCUACUCUAUCGAACUAUUUCGAACGCAACGGCGCCCACCACCUGACCCCCGGAGAAAAUCCCGCUGAAUGGAUGUUGGACGUUAUUGGUGCAGCCCCCGGUACACACAGCGAGAUUGAGUGGCCAAAGGUAUGGCGCGAGAGUCCCGAAUUUAGGCAGGUCAAGGAGCACCUCUCUGAGCUGAAGUCGACCCUGUCUUCAAAGGCAGAGGUUGAUACUUCGCCUAACGCAUUCCGUGAAUUUGCCGCGCCUUUCUACAUCCAACUAUGGGAGUGUCUUAUUCGUGUCUUUGCGCAGUAUUACCGCACCCCGACAUAUAUCUGGUCUAAAGCUGCCCUUUGCAUCUUCACCGCACUCUACAUUGGAUUCUCAUUUUUCCACGCUCAGAAUUCUAUUCAAGGCCUCCAGAACCAGAUGUUCAGUGUUUUCAUGUUGAUGACAAUUUUCGGAAAUCUGGUACAGCAGAUCAUGCCAAACUUUGUUACCCAACGCUCUCUUUACGAGGUGCGAGAGCGUCCAUCCAAGACAUACAGUUGGAAGGCGUUUAUGAUCUCGAAUAUUCUGGUGGAAUUGCCCUGGAAUACACUGAUGUCUGUGUUCAUCUUUUUGUGCUGGUAUUAUCCAAUUGGGCUGUACAAAAAUGCAGAGCCCACCGACGCAGUGAGCGAGCGAGGCGCCUUGAUGUUCCUGUUGAUCUGGACAUUCUUGUUAUUCACCUCGACCUUCGCACACUUGGUGAUUGCAGGAAUUGAGCUGGCUGAGACUGGUGGAAAUAUCGCGACUUUGUUGUUCUCCCUCUGCUUGAUCUUCUGUGGUGUUCUCUCAACCAAGGAGGCCUUGCCUGGCUUUUGGAUCUUCAUGUACCGCGUGUCGCCGUUUACCUACUUGGUCUCGGCAAUGCUCUCAACGGGUGUUUCGGGUGCUGAUGCAGUCUGCGAGGCAGUCGAAUAUUUGAAGUUCAGCCCCCCUGCCAACCAAACUUGCGGAGACUACAUGGGCCCUUACAUCAAAAUGGCCGGGACUGGGUAUCUACAAGAUCCCACGUCUACCGCAGAGUGCGCGUUCUGCUCGGUCAGCAAAACGAAUUCGUUCCUCAUCCGAAUUUCCAGUGAUUUUGCUGACGCCUGGCGCAAUUUUGGUCUGAUGUGGGUGUACAUUCUUGCCAACAUUGCCGGUGCGCUGUUUAUCUACUGGCUUGCCCGCGUGCCAAAGGGGAAGAGGACCAAAGCCAGUGCCUAA
Molecule: messenger RNA, 4458 nt
Organism: Penicillium expansum
Lineage: Eukaryota; Fungi; Ascomycota; Eurotiomycetes; Eurotiales; Aspergillaceae
Product: pleiotropic drug resistance family ABC transporter
Exons: 2
Coding region: 1-4458 (1485 amino acids)
Biological process (GO): transmembrane transport
Cellular component (GO): membrane
Molecular function (GO): ATP binding; ABC-type transporter activity; ATP hydrolysis activity
Source: RefSeq, a predicted model, not a curated record